AUGAGUAACUCGCAACGUAGAGUUGGAAAUAGGAGUAGGCCAUUCCCCUAUGAUCGUUCUUCCAUUAGAAGACAACGCGAUCAUCCCCUCGUUUCUGAAUUACAAGUUACAAUUACUCCACACAGUCGCGAAAUUACAAUUGUUUAUGUCAGUAGUCGUGAUUUAGUGGAAAGGGCCGUAAGGGAGCAGUAUGCAGACUAUUUCAAUGGCGGAUUAUCACAAAAUUCUUCAGAUGAUUUUCAACUCGUAAGUGAACUACUGUCUGAUGAUGAACUACUGUUUGUUGAUCAAGAGGCUAAUACGGAGGAGAAAGAGGACGAUGCUAUAUUAUUGAGCUAUUUUAAAACAAGAAUUCAUCGUCUUGCUGAUGGUGUAAAUAAUCCCACUGAAACUGAAGAAAUUUGUGCCAUAUGUCAAGCAGGAUUUGAGCAUGAAGAGUCCAUUGGGACACUUGGGUGUGGACACGAACAUCAUACAAGUUGCAUCAAACAAUGGUUGUCGAGGAAAAAAAAUUGUCCCGUGUGUCGAGCUUCUGUUUUGCCCCAAAAUACAUAA
This is a messenger RNA of Solanum lycopersicum (tomato), 555 nucleotides long. NCBI's taxonomy places the organism in Eukaryota, Viridiplantae, Streptophyta, Magnoliopsida, Solanales, Solanaceae. The record is from RefSeq and is a predicted model, not a curated record.